AGUAGUUCAGGUGAGAGGUAAUACAUGUCUAAACUAGGACACUAGCAAUGGCAAGAGAGUAGAGGAUAGAUUCCAAAUGUGUUAAGGAUAAAAGUUGGCAGAAUUUGGUUGGAGAGAUGAGAAAUGAGAUGAGAGAUGAGAAAAGGAUUUUCUGUUUUUCUUUAUCUGCAUUCCUUGAUUAAAGCAUGGAAGCUGAGAUGUCACUUUGUAAGAUGUGUGCAGACAUGGGGGUUUGUGGAGAAUGUUUAGAUGAGAGACAGAUGUGAAAGACAAGUAUUCUAUUAAGAAAGAAGUUAAAAUGGUUGGGUUCCAGAUUGGGCAGGAAAAGAAAUGAGACUGUCAACUGCCUAAGAAAAGAAGGCUGUCAAGAAACUAGAGGUCCUUGUGAAAUUAAAGAGUUGUGGGAAUGAGUAAGUUAGCUGGAGGGACCAGAGUUUGUAAUCUAAGACGAAGAUUACAAUUUUAGAGAGGUAGCACUGUAGGUGGCUUAUAGUUCCGCAUGUAUCAUCAUAUUUUUUUGCUGGAUGGACAGGGAGGUGAAAUUCACUGAAUUUAGGAUAAUAGGAAUUGAAAACGGAGUACAGUUUUUCUCAAAGUGGAUUCGAUGGAUUACCUGCAUCACUUUCACUUAAGCACAGCAUGAACCAGCAAUGGAAGACAAAAUACCUCACACUGUUUGACUGCCUGUGAAGAUGAUUGUUUAUUUUUGUGACAGACAGCUGUGGGAUUUGUAAUAGAAAUGAUGGCUGGCUGUGGUGAAAUUGAUCACUCAAUAAACAUGCUUUCUACGAACAGGAAAGCGAAUGAGUCCUGUGCAAAUACUGCACCUUCUCUAACUGUCCCUGAAUGUGCCAUUUGUCUGCAAACAUGUGUUCACCCAGUCAGUCUGCCUUGUAAGCAUGUUUUCUGCUAUCUGUGUGUAAAGGGAGCUUCAUGGCUUGGAAAGCGAUGUGCCCUCUGUCGACAAGAAAUCCCUGAAGAUUUCCUUGACAAGCCAACCUUACUGUCACCAGAAGAACUCAAGGCCGCGAGUAGAGGAAAUGGUGAAUAUGCAUGGUAUUACGAAGGAAGAAAUGGGUGGUGGCAGUAUGAUGAGCGCACUAGUAGAGAACUGGAAGACGCUUUUUCCAAAGGUAAAAAGAGCACUGAAAUGUUAAUUGCUGGGUUUCUGUAUGUUGCUGAUCUUGAAAAUAUGGUUCAGUACAGGAGAAAUGAACAUGGACGUCGCAGGAAGAUUAAGCGGGAUAUAAUAGAUAUACCAAAGAAGGGAGUAGCUGGACUUAGGCUGGACUGUGACGCUAAUACCGUAAACCUAGCGCGAGAGAGCUCUGCCGACGGAGCGGACAGCGUAUCAGCACAGAGUGGAGCUUCUUCCAUUCAGCCUCUAGUGUCUUCUGUAAGGCCCCUGACAUCAGUAGAUGGUCAGUUAACAAGCCCUGCAACACCAUCCCCUGAUGCAAGCGCUUCUCUGGAAGACUCUUUUGCUCAUUUGCAGCUCAGCGGAGACAGCAUAGCUGAAAGGAGUCACAGGGGGGAAGGAGAAGAAGAUCGUGAAUCGCCAUCCUCAGGCAGGGUACCGGCAGCAGACACCUCCAUUGAAGAAACCGAAUCAGAUGCCAGUAGUGAUAGUGAGGAUGUAUCUGCGCUUGUUGCACAACACUCCUUGACCCAACAGAGACUUUUGGUUCCUAAUGCAAACCAGACAGUAUCUGAUCGAUCAGAUCGAUCAGGAACUGAUCUAUCAGUAGCAGGGGGUGGAACAGUGAAUGCUGGUGUCAGAUCUAGAAGGCCUGAUGGACAGUGCACAGUAACUGAAGUUUAAAUAAAGUCUUCCGCUCCAUGCUCAAAGUUAAAAUGGUUAUCUGUAAAUUUCUGCCCACAUAACAUUAUACUCAUCCCUGGUAGUGCAUUUUUGGGAGUUGGGGUGGGAAAGGGUAUGGGGAGGACAGACUUGUAAUUAAAAUGUCUAACAUGUCUGUUGAGGAAUUUAUUUAAUAUAAGGAACUUGGCGUUAAUAGUUGAGAGCGGUUUAGUAAUAACCCAGUUUUCUUGAGGUCUGUUUAUUUUAUAUAUUUUUUAAAUUUCUUCAGUUCUUUUGGUCAAUGUGUAUUAUCUGUGCAUUAGCAGUCCUCAUCUGACUCUUGCGUUGUGUCUUAUUUUUCUGCAUGGAUUGACAUAAAACCAUUACUCAAAUUUGGCAUCUAUGAGAUGUUGGUAUUGGUAUGAACAGGAAGCUUAAUUAAUGUGAGAAUAAAUAUGAAUAUGGGAUUUUAAAAUAGAUGAAUAACAGCUAUUAAAUAGUAAAGUUACUGAAAUGGAAAUGUAAAGAAAACAGCUCAUAACUCAUGUUUCAGAAUCUUGUCUGUAACAUACUUCACGGCGUUUCCCAUAGGCUUUGCUGUCUAGUCCUUGUAGUUUGAGGUUUCUCUUGACCUGCAUUUUUCUUUUUGAUUACAGAAUUUAUAAUUUAAUAAAUACUAGAGUUUAUCAAAAAAUAA
Messenger RNA from Lontra canadensis (Northern American river otter), 2498 nucleotides. It is a transcript of the gene RNF146, whose product is annotated as ring finger protein 146. Gene Ontology annotation, biological process: Wnt signaling pathway; ubiquitin-dependent protein catabolic process. Gene Ontology annotation, cellular component: nucleus; cytoplasm. NCBI's taxonomy places the organism in Eukaryota, Metazoa, Chordata, Mammalia, Carnivora, Mustelidae. The transcript has 3 exons. Gene Ontology annotation, molecular function: ubiquitin protein ligase activity; zinc ion binding; poly-ADP-D-ribose binding. The record is from RefSeq and is a predicted model, not a curated record. The coding region runs from base 740 to 1822 and encodes 360 amino acids.